AUGGUCGUGAAACUGAGUCCCGACGAACCCGUGGACCCGAAGCCGAGUGCGCAGCUAUUUGUGGUGACGCGGAAAAAUCUGAGGACCGGCAGAGUGCGUCUUGAGAUUUCCGACUUGGAACGACUGGUGGGUAUUCUGAAGGAACGUGUGCCAAACUUGAAGUAUCUCAGUUUGCUGGGAAACUCAGCUUGCACGCACCAGAUGAACCAUCCCGAGUUCGACGAAUCGGAUUAUCAGAGAUACAGGUACUUCAUCUUGCAUCACUUGCCGAAACUCAAGUUCCUUGAUUCGCGAGCUGUGAUUAACGACGAACGAGAGCAAGCAAGCAAAAUCGGUCACCUGACCCGUGUGGUGAAGCCUGUGAUGAAACCCGUGGCUGCUUCUUCUUCCGGAAACUCGUACACGCCUUUACCUGAGCACUCCCUUCCGACGGGAUCCCACGCAGGUCAGCCCGCCGUUGAAGCUUGCGGCUUCCUCUGGUUGCGACGUUUCUUUCCUUGCCUGCUGAUUUGAUCUCACUCGAUGAUUGAGCCUUCGGAACAUACAUCUAUAAGUACACUGGCCGCCAAUCUGAAGGAAACCGAUUCAUCCUGAACAAAGAUCUAUGAGGACUUCGUCCACUUCUUAUUGGAUUGUGCUUUCACCGCUGCUCCCAUUUGUAUUGUGAAAAUAUCCCCCUGUGUUACCACGACGCUUGAAGACCACCCGGAAAAGUUUAAAGAAAAGCUUUUUUUGCCACGCAGAAUUUCGCAAAUUUGUUCUUUUCAUUUCAUUCAAAGUCCAAGAGACGAGGCUCUGCAUCGCUGCAGAAUUCAACAUCACCAU
Molecule: messenger RNA, 825 nt
Organism: Notodromas monacha
Lineage: Eukaryota; Metazoa; Arthropoda; Ostracoda; Podocopida; Cyprididae
Source: the annotation of a GenBank genome assembly